AUGCCAUAUUUAAUAAUGAAGAAGUUUAUUUGUAUUACAACUGCUUAUGUUGUUCUAUUUGUUUCACCUGAGAUCAUUUAUGGCUACCAAUUGGAAAAAAAUAAACCGAACAAUGGUAAGAAUUUAAACGAUUUUAAUCCAUAUAAUAAUUUAAAAAAUUGGGGUUUUAAUAAAUCAGAAUCAUCAAAUGAAAAGCAAGAUAAUAAUAAUCAUGAUGCCUUUAAUGAUAAAAACCAUGGGGAAUUCGAUUCGAUAAAUAUCGAAUCCUUUGAAAAUAAAGAUAAUACUCAAAAUACGCAAUUCACAUUAUAUAAUAAACCCCAAAAUAAAAAUUAUCUUGGUUCGUUAAAAAAUUUUAACCAUGACAAUGAAGAGGCAAAUAAAAAAGUAACUAUAGCUAAAAACUCAUUUAUCCAAACCUUUAAUGCACCAGAAUUUGAUUCUAAUUUUUUUAAUAUAACAGAUAUGAUAUAUGGUGUAGAUAUAACAAAAGAAAAUAUAUCAUUUAUUUACGUGAAACUACGAACUUUAGAAGAACUUCGAGAUAUAUUAUAUAAAUUUUAUAAAGAUAAAGAUGGCAAAUUAAAAGAUGACAAAUUAAAAGAUGUAAUAAGUGAUCAUGAACAAAUAAAUAAAGAUUUAAAGGAAAUAUUUAAAAACUAUCAAGCCCCAAGAGACGAAUUAAUAACUGAAAUGACCAAUUUACAUAAUCCUCUUUAUAAUUUUUAUAAUAAACCUCCAGUGGAUAAUUAUCAAUUAUAUACAUCAUCUCAAAAAAAAUAUGUAAACGACUUAAUUUCAGCACUUAGAAAAGUAGAAUCCCAAAUCGAAAAAACUAUUUCAUCUAUGUCAAAUACAUAUGAAAAUUUAGGUAUAAAUAAUACUAACGAAUUAAAUGGCAUUAUUAAAAAAUAUGUUGAAGAUAUAGUAAAUUACAAUAUUAAAAUAAUAGGUUUGAUAAAUGAUCGUUCAUUUCUCGGUGACGACAAAACAAUUCCAUUUACACAAUUUUUAAUUGAUACUUUAAAUUCUGAAAACAAAUUACCAAGUAUUAAAAAUAAACUAAAUUUUUUACUAAAUCAAUUUAAGGAUGUUCAAGAAAAAUAUACCUGGCAUUAUCAAAUAUGUCAAAAUAUUCUUAUAUUUCUUAAUAGUUAUGUAAUAUAUAAACUUCCACGUUUAUCUGGUGAAUAUUUUAAUAAUUUUAAAACAAUAACAAGCAAACUUUCUAUUAUCGUUUAUAAUGAUGAACGUUUAAGUUCUUUAGAAAAAUUAUAUAAGUACCUAAACGAAGUGUUAUUUCAUAUUUUUAAAAUGACAGGAAAACUAUUAAUAGACAAUCCUGAUCCACAAAACAAUCUAAUAUUUAAAGAUGAUAUUUAUGAAUUUGAUAUCUCCACCCCCAAAUCUAAAUUCACAUCAUUAAAAAAUGAAUUUGUUGAAAUAUUUAAAGAGGAGUGGGAAUCUUAUAAUAACAAAGAUAUUGAAGGGUCAGAUAGUAUAAAUAAUAAUAUGAUAUUAAUUUCAAAACAUAUGAACAAAUUUAAAAAUUUGAUUGAUUCUAUGGAGAGCUCUCAAAAAAACGGUUUAGAAGAAAAAAACAAGGUUCUUGAUGAAAUAUCCAAUAAAUUAGAUAAAAACACUUACGACGAAAGAAAAGAAGGAUUUACGUCGUCUUUAGAAUUGGCAAAAAAAUGGGAAACAAAAAAAGCAGAGAUAUUAACAAAAUUAAAUAAAGAAAAUAAUGAAACUGUUCAAUUGGAAGAACAAAUUAAAGAUUUAUUUAAAAAAUCCUCAGAAAUAAUUGCUGAAAAAAAAUAUGUGAACGACUUAAAAUUAAAAUUAAACGAAAAAAUAAAAGGCAUAUCUGACAAAAAAGAAUAUAUUAAUAAAGCACUUGAAUUAGAGAAGGAAAUAAAAAAAAACAUCGAAUAUAUUGAUAAGUUGGCUAAGGAAUCACCAUAUGAAAUUAACAAAUAUAUAGAAAAAAAAAAUACAAUAUUCAACACAAUAAAAUCAAACUUCGACCAAAUCUACGUAGGUGAUAUUAAUCAACUUUAUAAUGAAUUAUCUUCCAUAGUUAAUGAAAACGUCAUUGAUAAUGUAGAAGACAAAACAAAACUUGAAGCUUUAAAAUCAAAAAUAGAUAAUGAGUGUAACAAAAUCCAAUCCAUGCAAAUUAAAAUAGACGCAUCCCAUUUAAAUACUGUAGAAAAUAACAAAAAUGCGCUUUUAAAUACCAUUUCGGAAACUAAAAAAUACAUAUAUGACGAGAUGAACAACGAUCUAAAUAAAAUGUUAAACGAUUUUAAAAAUAAAGAAACCAAUUUAUUAAGUAGUAUAAAUGAUUAUUCUAAGCACAAUGACGAAUUAAGUAAUUAUAAAACCGCUAUUUCAGAAAUCAGGAAUAAAUAUAAUGAUAAAAUUAAUAUAGACAAUAUACAGGAAGAUGAAACAAGGAAAAUCUAUGAAAAAUCCAAAGAAUGUGUGGUGACAGUAUCAGCUAACGAAACUGAAGUAUUAAAAAAUAUCAAUGAAAUAAAAAAUAUGAAAGACAAAUUCUUAGAUAAAGUAAAUAUAUAUAUUAAUUUUGACAAUACUUAUAAAGAAAAUGUUGGUUCAGAACACGAUCAAUUUAUUAAAUUAACAAAUAAAAUAAGCACAGACGUUUCAAACAAUGAAUUGAGUGCAUAUGGAAAGAGGCUUGAUGAUAGUAAAGGUUUAAUUACUCAAACCAGCAAAUACAUUGAAGAAGAAUAUCAAAAUAUCAAUAUCCUUAAGAAGGCAAAUGAAUAUAUAAAAGAAUGUGAGAAUACAACUGAAUUAAUAAAAAAUUUUCGUAAUAAACAAAAUGAGUUAAGUGGAAUUUUAAAUAAAAAUAUUGAAAAAAUAAAAGAUACUAGUUCAGUAAAAAAAUCAUAUACAGAUAAUUUUUUAAACACACUAACAAAUAAAAAAAACGAAUUAGUUAAAAUAUUCAUAGAUGCAUCUCUAGAUGAUUACGAAAAAGUUAACAACGAAUUGAAACAAUAUUUUAAUAAUUUAAAAGAAAAUUUAGGAAAAAAUCCAGAAAGUAAACUAUAUCAACAAUUUAAUGAAAAAGAAAAAGUUUUUAAUGAUAUGAUACAAAAAAAUGCAGAUAUAAAAAAAAAUGUUUCAAAUAUCGAAACAACAAUUUCCGCAUCAAUUCAAAAUAUUAAUGAAGAAGUAGAAAAUGAUAUUGGAAAAAAUAUCGAAUCACUAAAUACCCAAAUACUUGAAAAGGUAAAAGCAAACAUAACAAAUUUGAAUGAAAUAAAGGAAAAAUUAAAACAUUAUAAUUUUGAUGAUUUUGGGAAAGACGAAAAUACUAAAUAUACUAGUGAAAUUAACAAAAUUAAGGAUGAUAUUGAGACCUUAGACAAAAAAAUCGAUACAAACAUAGAGGCAUUAACGGAAAUAAAAAAAAAGUCAGAGGGCUAUAUUGAAGAAAUAAAAAACCCAAUAGAUAAAUUCGAAAAGGUAACAGAUAGCGUAAUAUCUAACGAUUAUACAGAAGGAAUAGAAAAGAACCAAAAAAUCAUAGUAGAAAAAAUAGAUAAAAAAAAAAGUAUAUAUGAGGAAUUAAAUAAAUUAUUAAAUGAAAUAUCAGAAAUAGAAAAAGAUAAAACUUCGUUAGAAAAAGCAAAAGAUAUAAAUUUAUCAUAUGGAAAAAGUUUAGGCAAUCUAUUUUUGGAUCAAAUUGAUGAAGAAAAGAAAAAGGCUGAACAUACGAUAAAAACAAUAGAAGAAUAUAUGAGAGAUUUUGAUAAUAAUAAUAAAUCACAAGAAACAGAAAAAGAAAUGAAAAUGCUUAAUAUAUCAUAUGAUGACAACAAAAAUGAUUACGAUAUUAGUAAGAAUCAUGAAAAAAAUAUUUCUGAUAUCCGUGAUAAAUCUUUAAAAAUAAUACAAGACCUUUCUAAGGAAUCAAAUAUAAAUAAUAUUAAAAACGAGUUACAGAAAAAUGUUUCAGACUCUCAAAAGCAUAAUAGCGAUAUUAAUCAAUAUUUAAGCAAAAUUUCGAAUAUAUCUAAUAUUUUAAAGUUAAAUGAUAUUCAAAAUAUUACUGAACAAGUAAAAAAAUAUACUAAUGAAAUUGAAAAUGAUAAUAAAAAAAUAAAUGAUGAAUUAAGUAAUUCAGAAGCACUAAUCACAAAACUCAAAGACAAUUUAAGUUUAAAAGAAUGUCAAUCAAAAAUAGAAUCAACUACAGACGAUAAAUAUGUUGAUGAAUGUAUAAAGAAUAUUACAGAUUUAAAAACUAAUAUUUUAAGCGAAGAAACUAACAUCAACACUUAUUUUAAAAAUGCCGAAGAGUAUAAUAAAAAUGUAUUAUUAAAUUUGAAUAAUAUAGAAAUGGCAGAUAAUAAAUUUCAAUAUAUAUUAAAAACUAAAAACAAUGACACUAAUAACCAUGAUUAUAAUAUUAACGAAUUGGAAAACCACAAAGAUAAGUCUAAUGCUUAUAAAGAUGAAGCUGAUAAAAAUACAAAAGCGAUCGAAAAAAAUAAGGAAUUAUUUGAACAAUAUAAACAAGAAAUAACGUCACUUUUAAAUAAAUAUUCUGCGGUAGCAUUAAAAAAAAAAUUUGAUAAAACAAAAAAAGAUUCAGAACAAAUCGUAAAGGAAAUAAAAGACACACACAACAAUUUUAUAUUGCAAGUAGACAAAUUUGAACAAAAAAUGAAUGAAAUAAAAAAAGAACAAAUUCAUAUUAAAGAUGAAAUCGCUCACAAUGAUAAAUCUAAUAAAGCAAUAAUAGAUAUUCAAAUGUCCCUAGAGCAAUUAGAAACAAUAUCAUUAAAAAUAAAUGAUAUCAAAAAAAAUUCAAGCAUUUGUUUAAAAGAGGUAGAAAGCAUAGAAAAUCAAAUAUCAAAUUUAUCUAUAAAUACCCAAGAAACAAAACUAAAAGAUAACGAAGAUAAAUUAAAUACCGUUCAAAAACUUUUAGAAUCUCUUAUAUCUCAAAAAAAAAAUAUUGAAGACCAAAUAAAGGAGUUAGAUGAAGCCAAUUCCAAAAUUGAAAAUAUAGAAAAUGAAAAUAAAUUCAAAUCCUAUUUAGAUGAUAUAAAAGCAAAUGAAAAAUAUGAUAAUAUUUCAAAAUCUAUUAAUAAUAUUAAAAAUUCUACUUAUGAAAUCCGAAGCGAUCAAAUAGCCAAGUAUGCCAAUACUAUACAGAAUUAUGUUGAACAAGCUAAAGAAAUUCAAAAUAAUCUAAAUAAAGAUGAAAUAGAUGAUAUAAUACAAAAACUCAUCAAUUAUAAUAAAGAAAUAGAAAUAAAACGACACACCAUUGUAGAUAAUAAAAAUCGCGCUAUGUCAAUAAUUUCUCAUAUUAAAAACACUACUAAUUUAACCGAAUCGGAAUACAAUACUGCCAUAAAAUAUGAAGGCGAUGCCAAUAGCAUAAUUCUUGAUUUAAAUAAUAGUCAAAAUAUACUUAAUCAUUUAAUAAAUCAAAAUUUAAACAUUAUAAACGAUUUAAGGAAUAGAAAGCAACACAUACAAAGUCGUAGUAAUUUAUAUACUAUUAAUAGGGAGCAAGAAAUAACGCAAACAAAACAUUUUAGCAAUACGCAACCUCAUGAUGUUAAUGAUACAAAAAAUAUAAAUAAAAAUCGUCAACAUUCAAGCUCAAAUGGAAAAGGCUCGUCCAAAGAAAAAAAUACAGAAAAUACUGUUAGAUUCGCCGGAGCAAUUGCAAUUGGUUUAGUAGUAUGUUAUGCAGUUACAAAAUUCAAAAAAAAAAAUGAUAAAGAUGCAAUGUAUUAUGAUGAAUCUAAAGGUUUUUAUGAUGACAAUGAAAAUGUGUUUUUUGAAAGAGAAGAAGAAGUUAUAGAAAUAACCAUGAAUGACGAUUUAUGA
Plasmodium vinckei vinckei is the source of this 5886-nucleotide messenger RNA. RefSeq names its product reticulocyte binding protein, putative. The record is from RefSeq and is a predicted model, not a curated record. NCBI's taxonomy places the organism in Eukaryota, Apicomplexa, Aconoidasida, Haemosporida, Plasmodiidae. The transcript has 2 exons. The coding region runs from base 1 to 5886 and encodes 1961 amino acids.